Messenger RNA from Chiloscyllium plagiosum (whitespotted bambooshark), 2187 nucleotides. It is a transcript of the gene cdkn3, whose product is annotated as cyclin dependent kinase inhibitor 3. Gene Ontology annotation, biological process: protein dephosphorylation. Lineage: Eukaryota; Metazoa; Chordata; Chondrichthyes; Orectolobiformes; Hemiscylliidae. Gene Ontology annotation, molecular function: protein tyrosine phosphatase activity. The record is from RefSeq and is a predicted model, not a curated record.
UUUGUGAAAGGGGUAAGUGAGAGACUUAGACAACUAUAUAGAGAGAUAUAUAUACAUAGAAAAAGGUAGAUACGUACUUAGAUGCAGAGAGAGGAAUGACAGAUACAGUGUGAGAGAGAUAGAUACACACAGGAAUAAGAGAGAGAUUGAAAGUGAGGGGAAAACGAAAUACAAAGAGAGAGAGAGAUACAAAUCGAGUGAGAGAUAGGGCAGAUAGAUUCAGGAGUCCCAGAGAGAUACAUAGACAGAAAUAACAGUGGUAGGGAGAGAGAGAGAGGCAUAGAGAGAGAGUGGUACGGGAAUACAUCGACAGAUACACGUUUUGAGUCGGAGUUAUAGAGAGAGCAGCUAGAUAUAGAAGUUACAGGGCUGGAGUUAGAGAUACAGAGACAGGACAGAAAUAGGAUAGAAAUUUGACACGGGGCAUAGCAGAAGGGCUUAUACAGUAAAGAAGUUAGAGAGAAGAGUAAGAAGUUAUAUAACAAGAGAUGGAGCAUCAGGAAAACUCAGCAGAGAUGUAGAAAUGCACUAUAGAAGAUACUGCGAGAUACAGCAGUAAGAGUACACUGGAAGACAACUGGAGGUAGAGCAAAGAGAUUUCAGGAGACAGUCUGCAAGAGGUAGUGAUAGGAAUAAGGAGACAAUAUAUUAAGAAAUAAAAGAGUGGGACAAGGCAAACUGGCAAGGCAUGGUGAACCUGACAGGCACAAUGAGAACAAGUGAAUUUGACUCUUCAGACGAGGACUCCGAAGAACAGAACCAAUUGCCAUUGCAAGUAGCCUGGUUGGCUUUAUCAGUGGUGAACUGCCACCAGUUCCUUGGAAUCUGUGCACUGCCAGGUUGUAAAUUUAAAGAUGUAAGAAGAAACCUUCAGAAAGAUUUAGAAGAGCUCAAGAGUCACAACAUACAGGAUGUAUUUGUGCUCUGUACCAAAGGAGAGAUGGUGAAAUACAGGGUUCCAGGCUUGUUGGAAUCAUACGAGCAACAGGGAUUCAAAGUGUAUCAUUAUCCUUUCCCUGAUGGUAGUGUUCCAGAUAUUGCUAACUGUUGGAAAAUUCUGGAAGAGUUGAGAAUCUGCUUGGAAAACGCAAAAAGAAUUCUUAUCCAAUGUUACGGAGGUCUUGGACGUUCAUGUCUAAUUGCAGCAUGUCUUCUACUUCAGUUGUCUGAUACUAUGUUACCAGAAGAAGCAAUUGGCCACCUUCGUGAACUGAGAGGAGCUGCAGCAAUACAAACAGUGAAGCAAUACAACUAUUUGCAUGACUUUCGGGAUAACAUGGCAACAUACCUGGCAACAAAAGACGAUGUUGCAGCCCGAUCAGUGUCAAGAUAGAAAAAAGAAAGCAAACCUUUCAGGCUGUACAUUGUAUAUAAAUUUUACAAUUAUCUGACCUAGACAGAAGAAUUCUGACUAAAAACCAUUAAGUUGUAAUGCUCAGUCUUUCUUCCACAGCUAUGCCAUGCUGGCUGCGUAAUUCCAGCAUUUUCCAAUUUAUUUCAAAUUUGCUAGCUGCAUUUUCCAUUUGUCUUACAUCAUAUCAAACCUGUUUGGGGCUUUUAUUUACUGGUUACAGUUUUAUAUCGAAAUACUAAAUUGUAUGGCAUUUUUCAGAAAGUACAUGGAUAUAUAGUUACCAUUUUAAUAUACGAUGUGAAGUAACUGAUUUUCACAGCUGGAUCACAAACAGGACAGAAAUAACUACACCAUGUGUUUUAAGGAACAGUUAAUCAAAAAAUUAUGUUGAGAGCAAACAAUUGUCUACAUAGAUAAUAUGUGUAACUCAGGUUAAACUUAGCCUGAGAUAACGAUAAAUGUCACAACUCAGUAUUCAAACUGAACAGUGGAAAAAAUGCCAUGUUAUUUGUGUUGGUACUUUUCUACAUAUGAAAGAUGCAUGUGAGUGAAUCCAAAGAUAUUAUACAAAUGUACUUCAGAUUUUUUUUGGUGGUCACUUUAGGUCACUAAACUGCUGAAAAAUAGUCACGCAUUCAGCAUACAAAAGGUUUCUCCAGAAGUGUUUGAGUUUGAAUUGCAUGUCAUUCCAUAUAUAAAGAAACAAUACAUUAUAUUGUCGUAUAACAAACUAUGCCCAUUUACUCAACACUGAUCGCUUCAUAACUUUCCUAUAAGGCUCGUAGUGAGAAAGCAAAAGCAAACUCAACAUAAAAUACAAUUAACUCGUCAAU